Molecule: messenger RNA, 870 nt
Organism: Prinia subflava (tawny-flanked prinia)
Lineage: Eukaryota; Metazoa; Chordata; Aves; Passeriformes; Cisticolidae
Gene: PFDN4
Product: prefoldin subunit 4
Exons: 4
Coding region: 181-588 (135 amino acids)
Biological process (GO): protein folding
Cellular component (GO): prefoldin complex; cytoplasm
Source: RefSeq, a predicted model, not a curated record
CAUUCGGUGCCCUUGGGGCUCUCGGGGCAUCCCUCCGCGCUGAAAGCGGCACGAAUAGAGAUAAUCCCCGAUUUUCUUAGGGUUGCGCCUCUUUUCUGGAGAUUUUCCUGGUCUUUCUUCUUUUUCCCAUGCCCGUGCCCCUCCUCUGCGCGGAGGGCGGAUGGAUGCUUCAGCGACAACAUGGCCGCCACCAUGAAGAAGGCGGCUGCAGAAGAUGUCAACGUCACCUUCGAGGAUCAACAGAAAAUUAACAAGUUUGCAAGAAAUACCAGCAGGAUCACGGAGCUGAAAGAAGAAAUAGAAGUGAAAAAGAAGCAGCUGCAGAACCUGGAGGACGCCUGUGAUGACAUCGUGCUGCUGGACGAUGCCGAUGCCCACCUCAUCCCCUACCAGAUCGGGGAUGUCUUCAUCAGCCACUCCCUGGAGGAGACACAGGAGAUGCUGGAGGAGGCCAAGAGGAGUCUACAAGAGGAAAUUGAAGCGUUGGAAUCGCGAGUGGAGUCGAUCCAGAGGGUGUUGUCUGACCUCAAAGUCCAGCUCUAUGCCAAGUUUGGAAAUAACAUAAAUCUGGAGGCUGAGGACAGUUAAAGCUUUUCUAAACACAACAACUUUUCUUAGGUUAUUAAAUGUUUUGAUAACAUUGCUGCAAUUACAUUUGAGAAAAGAAAAUCCAUCCCUUUCUCUUUGUUGUGUUGUUUUUUUUUUUUUACUUUCCUGUAAAGUUCUGUAUAUUUAAUAAGAACUUUCUUAUUUUGGUUAUUGCAGUUAUUUAUUUAUUCAGGAAAACUCUGACUUCACACUGUUGCUGAAGCAGCAAGAUUGGAAUAUUUGCAUUGUUUAUUAAGGCAAUAAAGCCAGGCACGUAUUGGA